AAUUUUGAUCAAGUUCUAGUCAUCGUGGACACAGGCCUUUAAACCCGAGAGCGCUCCCCACCAUCGGCCACCAUGGAGCCACUUCAACCAACUUGAACCAAUCAAAAUUCCGGCGUCGCAGAUGUUGCGGCUUGCGGCGCUGUCGGGCACCAUUUAAAUUUUAGCCAGUAAACACCGUGUCGAGUACCGGAGGGUAUCGACGGUGGUGAGUUGCAUUUGCUCCAAUUUCGGAAGACAACUCCGUAAUAUCGCCCGCUCGUAUUUGCUCGUUAAUUUAUUUUCUAAACAACUGAUGCCGCCAUGUAUUCACCGUUGUCGCCUCAGGCCAGCCUCAGUGCAGAAUUAAGACAAAUUAUCAACGAGAGAAAUAUGUUGAGCAUGCGGAGCCGUAUGAAGGUUCUUCACGCUUUGAACGAGGACAACGAGAGACGCGCAGAGGAAAAGCAAAGAGCUCUUAGGUCACAAGCUAUUCGAGAGAUAUUGACCACUGAAGUUACUUACUUGCAACAACUGGAAAUCCUAACGGAGUUUUUUAUACAACCUAUUCUCGAGAGAAAGCUGUUGGAUCACCCGUUACUCGUCACCCUGGCCGAGAACAUAAAAACGUUAUACAACGUGAGCGGUGAACUGGUGGCAGGAUUGAAACGUAAUCCCGACAAUAUAGCCGGGAUAUUUCACAAACUUGCACCGUUCUUCAAGCUGUAUUCCGUUUAUGCGUACGAUUACACCCAAGUGCUAAAUCUACUACAGGCAAGUCAGGAGAACGAUUCUGUCUUCAAAAGAUUUAUUUGCGAUCAAGAAACGAGACCAGAAGUAGGCAGGAAAUUGGCUUCGUUAUUGAUCACCCCGGUGCAAAGAGUACCGAGGUAUCAGUUGCUCGUUAAACAAGUGUUACAACAUACCCCAUACGAUCACAGAGAGCACAGGCAUUUGCAGGCGUGUUUGGUUGAAAUUGAAAAGUCUGCAAAACACAUAAACACUUUAAUCGCACAGAACGAAGAAACGCAAAAGUUGCUAAACCUUCAAAAGUGCAUCGUUACUUCUAUUAAUCUCGUCAAGCCUGGUAGGAUAUUAAUCAAACAAGGACCACUGAUGCGCGUCUCGAGACGAGGCAAUUCAGCUUACAGGAGAUACUUUGUUCUUUUAAAUGACACUUUGCUAUACUGUAAAGGCGAGCCGGAAACGUCACUGAACGUAUCUUGCGUGUUGCCGUUAAACAAGUGCAGUUUAACUUGCGUUCUGAGCAAGAAACUCUUCCGUAUAACGUGCUUGCAUGAGACAUUUUUAUUGUAUUCGGAAAAAGAUGAUAGCAACGAGUGGAUACAAUCUAUACAAAGCGCCAUUAGAAAAUAUACCGAAUGCAGGCAGACCUUGAGAAAGGAAAGUAGCUCGAGAAAACCACUUAGGCAUAAGAAUAUUAAUCAAUUUUCGUCGGAUGAUAUACCGGCGAAAUCUGUUAAAAGAAAAAGAUGUGUGAAAGAUGAAGAGGUAUUAUUGGACACUUCCAACAUAAUAUAUUUCAAAAAGGACGAGAUGGAUGAGGACGUUCAAAGCAGUAAUACUUGCUUGCCCCUUUUUACUAGAGCCAAGAGAUUUAAACAGGACGAAUAUUCCAAGGAUGGCUACAUUGCCCCUGCGGUAAAGAGUACAAAAUUGAAAUCGUGUAGAAAGAGAAACGAACGCUAUACACCUACGCAUAGGUGUUUCAAAAAAUCAAGUAACUGCAAUUACAACGAGACUCUUUCGACGACGACAGGUACACACGGGACAAGUGUCUGUCCCGUCGCGUCGAACGCCGAAAAGCACACGUCGCCGUUUCAAGGGAUGAGCGAAUUUUUUACAUUCAUCGGCACGACGAUAAGAGACCUGUUCACGUUCAGAUAAUUCAGAUGUUACGUACAAAAAUUAAGGAUACAAAUCGCUUAUGUCAUAAUUUAUACAAUUAUAAUUGAUUGCGUGGACGCGCUACAUUUAUUCUCCAUCCACAGUUAGCUGAACUUUCGGAGUGAACGUAGCACUGAAUAUAGAUCCAUGCGAAAUAACUGCGUUGUUUUAAUUUACAUUGUUUUUCUAGUCUGACUUUUGAUGAUGACAGUAUGAAAACGCAAUUUCUUGAAUCUGUGUGUCUGUCUGGAAGUAAUUAACGGACGUUUCGACCGCCCUGGCGGAAAAUAACAAGCUUUAUAAAGCGUCGGUAACCGAUGAAGGUUUUUUUUAAGUUCAUACGCUUUCAAACUUUAUAAAAAUGCUUACACAACGCCGUUGCAUUUUGAACGCUUAUAAAAUACUGUAUAUAACGUUUCAUAAAAGUUCUACAACGUGCGAUGAUAAUACAAUAUUUAAAUAAAAAUGUUAACGCACGGGUA
This is a messenger RNA of Vollenhovia emeryi, 2366 nucleotides long. RefSeq names its product FYVE, RhoGEF and PH domain-containing protein 2-like. Gene Ontology annotation, cellular component: cytoplasm. The record is from RefSeq and is a predicted model, not a curated record. NCBI's taxonomy places the organism in Eukaryota, Metazoa, Arthropoda, Insecta, Hymenoptera, Formicidae. Bases 301 to 1884 code for a protein of 527 amino acids. Gene Ontology annotation, molecular function: guanyl-nucleotide exchange factor activity. The transcript is spliced from 8 exons. Gene Ontology annotation, biological process: intracellular signal transduction.